AUGUGCGCUGUAGGCCUUGCUGGCCUGCACAACCUGACUGGCAACGCCAAAAUGAUGUCGACGGCGCGAGAGAAGUAUGGUUCAGCACUACGACAUACUGGGAAGCUGAUCCGGCCUCCACAUACACCGAGCAUAGAUGUGACGAUGAGGGCCGUGGUGGCCCUCGCCAUGUUUGAGGUUGUAAAAGGAACGCAUCAUUCCACAAGCACCGUCCAUGCCCAUGUCAUGGGCGGGGCUGCGCUGAUGAGAAGCUGGUGCCCUAUGCCCAGUGCUCCUUUUGCAGGCUUCAGAGCCUUGUUGCAGCUGUGCUACUCGAUGUUCAUACCUCUACACGUUGCCGGCAUGCCCAUGCCACCGGACUUUUACGACUGGGUUUCUUACGGUUCGCAACUCCAGCUGCCCAUCGAUAGACCAUCGACCGACCUAGCCGUUCUGAUUGCUCGAUUCGUCGAAACCUCGUCAAUUAUUCACAACCAUGUCAUAAGCGACGGAAGACCCAAAACGGCCAGCGUUAUUCAGCAGCUUCUAGAUCUUGAUAAAGACUUGGUCUCGUGGGAGAAUGGACUGGAGGGAGACUGGAUUUACCGCAUCGUUCACGCCACCCAUCUCCCUCCUAAAGCAGUAUUCCAGUACGAAUACCACAAAUACCACGACGUCUGGACCGCUCGCAUCUGGAAUUAUUACCGAUGGUGCCGGAUCCUGGUCAACCAGAAUUUGCUGGAUCUGACGAAUAAGAAUCCCGUGUCCAGUCUAUCGCUGGUAUCAGCGGCAGCGCGGGACGAGUUUCUGAACGUGAUUCGACAUUUGGCGAGGGAUAUACUCAUUAGUGCGCCGACACAUUGGCGACACCCGGCUCUAGACGGACCGGCUCAGAUAACAGUGGAAAGUCCCGGCGGAGGAGGAGCUGGAUCAGCAGGACUGCCGGCAUUGCUAUUCCACCUCAAAGUGGCAGGCUGCGCUCCUGGGGUGCCCAAAGACUACUGGGAAUGGGCGUUGGGAAUCAUCCAAACAAUCUGGGGUGACAUGGGGAUGUUGCACGCACGAUCGAUGAUGGAAGCCAUGCGAGCGCAUGAAGACACGGUGCUGAGAACUGGCGCAGCUGGGAUACUGGCAGAUGACUGGUAG
Colletotrichum acutatum is the source of this 1125-nucleotide messenger RNA. RefSeq lists its product as uncharacterized. Bases 1 to 1125 code for a protein of 374 amino acids. The record is from RefSeq and is a predicted model, not a curated record. Lineage: Eukaryota; Fungi; Ascomycota; Sordariomycetes; Glomerellales; Glomerellaceae. The transcript is spliced from 3 exons.